Macrosiphum euphorbiae (potato aphid) is the source of this 576-nucleotide messenger RNA. NCBI's taxonomy places the organism in Eukaryota, Metazoa, Arthropoda, Insecta, Hemiptera, Aphididae. The record is from the annotation of a GenBank genome assembly.
AUGCAAAGAUCCCCACUGCUGGCAAUAACGAGCUGCUAUAGGACGGCAUCAACCAACUGCCUCUCGGCCGUGGCGGGCGUACUGCCCCUUGACCUGGAGGUUAGGAGAGUGACAAUGAAAUGUCGACUCAGAAAUGGCACGAUCAGCAGCCAGGAAUACGAGGACGGAGUCCAGGGCCUCAUCGCGGAAUGGCAGACCCGCUAUGAUGAGACGGACAAGGGCGAGUGGACCAAAAUAAUGAUACCAGAUCUGGCUCGAAGAUGCGCACUGCCGCUGAAAAUGGAUCAUUACACGGCCCAGUUCCUCACUGGGCACGGCGACUUCAAUGCGAAAUUGCACGGGUUCAAGCUCGUGAGAAGCGCUAAUUGCGCGUGCGGAAAUGGAGCGGAAACAGUGCGACACGUACUCUUGGCGUGCACCAGGACAAGGGCUUACCGAGAAGACCUGAUAACGGUCAUGAGGGAAGAGCAAGCAUCGUGGCCUCCCGAGAAAGGAGCCUUUCUAAGUACCAGAAGAACUUACGAAGCCCUGAGAAAGUUCAGUAGAAAGUGCAUGACGAACAGAACAGAUAGGUAG